GGUUGAUUCCCCGCUUCGCUUAGCUCGCCGCCGCCAUGUCCUCCUCUCCCCGACGUCGGCACAAGAGAGCGUGCGUGGAGGAGAUCCAUGGCGCCGAGGGCAGGACACAGCAGCGGCUGCCGGAACUCGACGCUCCUUCUGUAGACAAGGGAUUGAGGGUUUCGUCGGCUGAAACAAAGGCGCAAACCUGUGAAGAUGAUGAUAUUUGCCAAGGUGCCCCGAAUGCGAGACAGUACCUUGAGCUUGACAAACUUCCUGAGGAUAUGUUACAUCAUAUACAUUCCCUCCUCCCACUGCAAGAUGCUGCCCGUGCUGCCUGCGUGUCACGCGGAUUUCUUCGCUCAUGGAGAUGCUAUUCAAACCUCAUACUCAACUGGCAAACACUUCGGUCGACCGACGAUAAAUUCGAGGGACGUGAAACACGUUACAUCAAUAAAAUUGACAAAAUUCUUAAUAAUUAUUCUGAAAAUGGGAUGAAGGUGAAGAAACUUAGAAUUGAUCUUCUAUGGUGUAUAAGUUCGAUUGCCUCCUAUCUAGACCGGUGGCUUCAGAUUGCUAUCAAAUCUGGGAUCAAUGAACUAAGUUUUUCGCUUCCUACUUCCAUGAAGGAAAAGUACUGCUUCCCAUAUUCAGUUUUAUUUGAUGAGACAAAUACUAGUCCGAUUGAGUCCAUUUAUCUCUUCGACUGCAUUUUUCAUCCCAUAGAAACACUAGGUUGCUUUAAAAGGUUGAAAAGUUUAGAUCUUGUUUAUGUUCACAUUACUGAGGACGGAUUACAGCAGUUGCUCUCAAAAUCUUCCGGCUUGGAAAGGUUGCAAAUAUGCAGUGCGAUAAUUUGCUUGAAGAUACCUUUUACACUGCAGAAGCUAAAGUUCCUCGCGGUUACAAGGUGGUACGAGAUGCAGGCGAUAGAGAUUAGUGCUCCAAAUCUCUCUACUUUUCACUAUAUUGGGUCCCCAGUCGAGAUUAGUAUCAGAUAUCCUUCCCAACUUAAGGAUGUGUACUUGGCAUCUUUCGUUCCAUCAAGAAUUCUCUCUUAUGGUCGAGCCAACCUUCCAUUUAUCGCUCGCCAUGUCGAGAGGCUUACCCUGAUAUCCUGUGAAUGUCAACACUCCAAUGCUUCCUGACAAGCUCCUCCACCUCAAGAGCUUAGGGAUUAGACUUUACAGAUCAAGAGACUCCCCUAUCUAUGAUAUAUUUUCCGUGGUUUCUUUUCUUGAUGCUUCUCCAGCCUUGGAAUCUUUCAUCUUGCAUGUAGAGAGAGAUGAUAUAAUAAACGAUUGUGUUACUGGGGACGAUUUAUACGCAAGUGGGGAGUCGGCAUACCAGCAUGAUCGCCUCAAACGGGUGAAAAUCAUGGGCUUCCAUUCAGCGAAGAGGCUGAUUAAGCUUGUGAUCCACAUCCUCGGGAGUGCUCCUUCGCUCGAGUCUCUCACGCUGGACACAACUGGUGGUCGGAAGCCUGGUGAUGCUGGCAAAUGCACCGCCUCAGGAGAGAGUCACAAAUGCUGUUGUAUGAGUGAGAGAGAUGUCGAAUAUGCUGAUAGAGCUGUGGAGGCUGCGGGCAGGUACAUCUUUGGGAGAGUUCCCUCAGCUGUUCAAUUUGAGGUGCUGGAGCCCUGCAGGCGAUGCUAUGCUGGCAACCGGUAGAUGGAUGCUGGCGGGCUUUGUCUGGUCCAACUGGCUCAUCUAGUUAUUUGCAUGUCCAUAAAAUAAACCGCCAAGUGCCCAUCUAGUCUAUCUAUAGUUAAAUUAAAGGAAGAAGUUUGUUGCAGCCUCAUCUACUUUCUUGGCAAAUAUUGAUUCUGCAACAACUGCUGAAGCUUAUGCUAUGAGGGAGGGACUCAAACUUGCUAGUGAGAUGGGUUGUAAUAAUAUUGUGAUGGAGUCAGAUUCUUUGGAAACUGUCUGAGGCCUGUACUGGGGAGAAUACAUGGUGGAAUACAUCAUCAGCUAUAUAUGCUGACUGCGUCGACUAUGCUAUAAAUAUUGGAAAUGUCCACUAUCGUUUUUGCCAUAGAGAAGCAAAUGAAGUUGCUCAUGAGUUAGCUAGAGAGUGUUUUUUAAACAAAGUAAACUGACUGGGUUGGUGAACCCCCUAGUUUUAUUCUAGCUAAACUCAUUGAUGAUGUAAUGGUGAUUUGAUUGAAAGGCGGCAAGUUUCUUACACACUCUUUUCCUUACC
Molecule: messenger RNA, 2185 nt
Organism: Lolium perenne
Lineage: Eukaryota; Viridiplantae; Streptophyta; Magnoliopsida; Poales; Poaceae
Source: RefSeq, a predicted model, not a curated record